This is a messenger RNA of Penicillium angulare, 1047 nucleotides long. Its product is annotated as electron transfer flavoprotein subunit alpha/FixB family protein. The transcript has 3 exons. The record is from RefSeq and is a predicted model, not a curated record. The coding region runs from base 1 to 1047 and encodes 348 amino acids. Lineage: Eukaryota; Fungi; Ascomycota; Eurotiomycetes; Eurotiales; Aspergillaceae. Gene Ontology annotation, molecular function: flavin adenine dinucleotide binding; electron transfer activity. Gene Ontology annotation, cellular component: mitochondrion.
AUGAUUCCAAUCGCCCGACACUCCGUCCUGCGGGCCGCCCGCUCCCAGAUCUAUCCCACUCGUUCGCUGAGCCAGACCUCGGCGCUCGCCCGCCUUCUUUCCACUCUCGCCGUUCUCGAGCAGCGCGAUGGCAAGCUGCAGAGCUCGUCUCUCUCCGCAAUUGCUGCGGCGCAGAAGUUUGGCGGCCCAGUGACAGCUUUCCUGGCUGGCUCUGGUGUCAAGGGAACCUCCGCCGCCGAGGCGGCCAAGAUUAAGGGCCUUGACAAGGUUGUCGCUGUUGAGAAUGACGCUUAUGAGAAGGGUCUUCCCGAGAACUUCGCUCCUCUUCUGGUCGAGAACAUCAAGAAGGGUGAAUACACCCACAUCAUUGCCGGACACUCGGCCUUCGGCAAGAAUGUGCUACCCCGCGUAGCUGCUCUUUUGGACGUCCAGCAAAUCUCAGACAUCACCGGAAUCGAGAGCGAGGACACAUUUGUUCGACCCAUCUACGCCGGUAACGCCAUUCUGACCGUGCAGUCCAGCGACAGCACCAAGGUGAUCACCGUGCGAGGAACCGCUUUCCAGGACAUUGAGACCGAGGGUGGCUCCGCCGAGAUUGUGGAUGGCGUUGACUCCAACGCCCCCGCAACAGUCGAGUGGGUGUCCGAGGAGCUGGCCAAGUCCGAGCGCCCCGACCUUGCUACCGCAACCCGCGUCGUGUCCGGUGGUCGUGGUCUGAAGUCCAAGGAGGAGUUUGAUCGCAUUAUGCUUCCUCUGGCUGACUCCCUGGGUGCUGCCAUUGGUGCUUCCCGUGCUGCUGUUGACAGCGGCUUCGCCGACAAUAGUCUGCAAGUUGGACAGACUGGUAAGAACGUUGCUCCCCAGCUUUACCUUUGCGCUGGUAUCUCUGGUGCUAUCCAGCACUUGGCUGGUAUGAAGGACAGCAAGGUCAUUGCUGCCAUUAACAAGGAUCCCGAGGCCCCCAUCUUCCAGAUUGCUGACGUUGGUCUGGUGGGUGAUUUGUUUGAGAAGGUGCCUGAGUUGACUGAGAAGGUCAAGAGCGCUUAG